Molecule: messenger RNA, 603 nt
Organism: Brassicogethes aeneus
Lineage: Eukaryota; Metazoa; Arthropoda; Insecta; Coleoptera; Nitidulidae
Source: the annotation of a GenBank genome assembly
AUGCAGAGAGAUUUAUUCGGUAGGCUUUUGGGAGUGACAGUGGAUCAAAAGUUGAAUCUCGAUGAAGUUUUCCAGUUCCCUUUGACACCGAUGCCUUUAUCAAUGUGUCAUGUUGACGGCUCCAUUCACAAAACUGAUAAGUCAGUACUUUUGAAAUCAUUGGAAUCUCAAAUUACCAGCAACGAACAGGAAGAUAUUGACCUGGUUGUCAUUGAUGGAUUUUUUGUUUUACACACAGUAAAAGAAAUUCCAAUACAAUAUGGUAAAAUUGCAAGCAAAUGUCUGAGUGUCUUUUUGAACCAUAAAUCAAAUGGUAUCGCAGUGAUAUUCGAUUCUUAUUUUAGUCCAUCCAUCAAAGAUAACGAGCAUUUGCUUCGGGAUAACACCGAAGAACGUCAAUUCCGAAUAUCAGGUCCCGAGCAAAAGCGCUGUACCGACUUUACAAAAGAUUUGAAAAACAUCAAUUUCAAAAAGGCUCUUAUUCAAUUUUUCAUCGAAGAAUGGUCCAAAGACGAGUACGCGAGCAAUUUCAAGUCAAAAAUACUUUAUGUCACUGCUGAUGUGUGUCACAAGUUUGAAGGUUGUUUCGACAAUUAUCGAUGA